Messenger RNA from Zonotrichia albicollis (white-throated sparrow), 1189 nucleotides. NCBI's taxonomy places the organism in Eukaryota, Metazoa, Chordata, Aves, Passeriformes, Passerellidae. The record is from RefSeq and is a predicted model, not a curated record.
AUGCCCAAGGACCUGGCACCUCAGUAUCCUUCUUAUACUGUGGCGCCUAAACUGCGCGCAGGACUCAAGGGACAUGGGGCUGCUCCCAACUUCUCAGUGCCAGCAGCACCACACGCUCCCAACCCGCACCCAAAGAGCUCAAUCUGGGGAAAGAAUGGCUCAGAAUUCAGCGCUUGGGGGAGGUUUAAGGCAGAGAAAACCCCGAGCUGUGAGUGCCGGGUUCCACCUGCAGGCGGCCGCGUGCUGGAGGUGGGGUUUGGCAUGGCCAUCGCCGCCUCCAAGGUUCAGGAAUUCGGCAUCGACGAGCACUGGAUCAUCGAGUGCAACGAGGGCGUUUUCCGGCGCCUGGAGCAGUGGGCCAAGGCACAGCCGCACAAGGUGGUGCCCCUGAAGGGGCUCUGGGAGGACGUGGUGCCAACGCUGCCGGACGGGCACUUCAGUGGUGAGACAGCACCAGCAGGACGGGCAGGGGCUGGGCUGGGCACCCCACUGCAAAAUAGGGGUGCAGCAAAGCCCAGGGCAUCCCAGGACACCCCUGAGCCAUGGAAAGGGGACAGCAGUUUGGGCAGGGUGCAGGUGGAGACCAGAUUGUCCCAUGGGGAUCUGGCGCAGGUUCUUGGUGUCCAUCUCCCUGUAGACCUCCUUCAGGUACCCAACCACCAGGUCCAGCUGCUCCUCAUCCUCCAGCUGACCCCAAUUCCCAAAAUUCCGCAAUUCCCGGGGCAGGGCCACGCCUUCCGCCUGCUGCGGCCAGGAGGGGUCCUCACCUACUGCAACCUCACCUCGUGGGGGGAGCUGCUCAAAACCAGGUACAGCGACAUCGAGAAGAUGUUUGAGGAAACCCAGGUGGGGCCGCUGCUGCAGGCGGGGUUCAGGAGGGAGAACAUCAGCACGAGGGUGAUGGAGCUGCAGCCGCCCCCCGAGUGCCGCUACUACUCCCACCCCAGGAUGAUCACCCCCACCGUGCUCAAACACUGAGGAGCCAGCCCGGGGAGGAGCUGAGGAGGAGGAGGAGGAGAACGGCUCUGAUCUCCUUAAAACCCUUGAGAGAUGGGUGGAGGCUUGGGAUGGACAAAAGGAGAGGAAACCCCCAGCCCCAUGAGCUCCCUUGUCCUUGUGGGCUCUGGGGAAGAUCUCACCCUGUUCUGUCCCCUCAAGACUUCAAAUUCUCAAUAAAGCUGGAAUUUCA